AGCCGAGCAAAAGAUGUAACAAUGCCAGCGAAGCUUCCAGUGAAUUUUUUCUCCACGAGGUCUCCAGUCAUUGAUCUUUUUCGGGGACAAUUAGACUAUGCAGAUCACCUCCGUCAGGAUUCAGAAAUUGUGCUGUAUUUCUUCUACGCGCCUUGGUGUGGCCAGUCCAUUGCAGCAAGAGAAGAAAUAGAACAUGUGGCCAGCAGAUUGUCAGACCAGGUGCUGUUUGUGGCUGUAAAUUGCUGGUGGAACCAGGGGAAAUGCAGGAAGCAGAAGCAUUUCUUUUAUUUUCCUGUGAUACACUUAUACCAUCGGAGUUUUGGACCAAUUGAAUACAAAGGCCCUAUGAGUGCUGUUUAUAUUGAAAAGUUUGUUCGCCGGGUGAUGACACCACUACUCUACAUCUCGUCUCGAUCAAAAUUACUAGAUUUCCUCUCAAAUUAUGAGCCUGGAGUUCUAGGAUAUUUUGAGUUCAAUGCGUCACCUCAACCACCGGGUUACUUAACGUUCUUCACGUCAGCAUUACAUUCAUUAAAGAAAGAUUACCUUGGAACAAUACGCUUUGGCGUGAUCACGGAUAAACGUGUUGCAGAGGAGAUCUCGUUGGUGCAUUCAGGCAGCGUGUAUUUGCACAGACACGUCAAUACAUCUCUUAUUUAUCCAGAUGACAUCAUGAACUAUACUGCUGAGAACAUCUGCAAGUGGGCUCUGGAAAAUCGAGAGAUGCUCAUACGCUGGCUGAGACCGCAUGGUGGAAAAAGCCUCCUUCUGAACAAUGAGCUGAAGAAAGGUCCAGCACUUCUCAUAUUUAUACCUUACAAUCCCUUAGCAGAAAUUCAUCCUCUUUUAGAUGAAAUUACCAAAGUGGCCUUGGAAUACCACAACUGUAAUAAAAGCCCAGCAGCUGAGCCAGAUCCUCAAGACUUGGGAGACACUGAUUCACCAGCUUCUGAUUCCUCUGUACUAGAUGCACAUGGGAAACUCUCAGAAACGUUUUCGAUAACCAAGUACCCAUGCUGUAACACAGUGGUGCUUCCACAGUGGCAUUCAAUAUCUAGAACUCACAAUGUCUGUGAGCUUUGCAUUAACCAGACGCUUGGUGUCAAACCAAAUAAAGUCCAUGUGCCACACUGUAACUUUUUAGAGAUAGAAGCAGCUUUGGACUCUUUCUACCUCCAGGAACAUACCUUUUUUCAAGUUUUAUCAAAUACCAUAGAAUGCAGCAAUUUCUUAAGUUUCUAUAGUCCCUUUAGCUAUUACACUGCAUGUUGCAGGACGGUAAACAGGCAUUUUUUAAGUUUAAUUAGUUCUGAGAAGACCAUCUUUCAGACCCCCAAAGUAGCAUUUUCUUCCCAUGGGAAGAAAGAUAACACCCAGCAUUCUAUUCCUCAUAUUGAGGAUAGGAAUUGUUUUAUUCCUGACCUUCAGAUUAGUGGCACUAAUAUUACUGGUCUGAGCUGCAGGACCAACAAAACCUUGAAUCUCUAUCUGCUGGAUUCAAAUCUUUUUUGGAUAUACGCAGAGAGACUAGGAGCAUCACGGUCUACUCAUCUUAAGGAAUUUGCUGCCAUUGUUGACCUGAAAGAAGAAGUGCACUACAUCCUGGAUCAAAAUCAGUCACUUGUUGGAUCUACCCUGGAGAACUUCAUAAAAAAUUUCAGCGUUCUCUACAGUCCCUUGAAAAGGCACCUUGUUGAUGACUCCUCAGUCCAUGUUGGUGAGCAGCGUGUAAUCACUGAAGUGACCACGACUACCUUUCACGACACUGUGUUUUUGAGUGAAAAGAAUGUCUUGCUGCUCUAUUACGCACAGUGGUGCGGGUUCUGCGCUUCUCUCAAUCACAUCUUCAUUCAACUUGCUCGGCUUUUGCCUCCAGAUAAUUUCACUGUGGCAAGGUAAAAAAAACUGAUUUAAUCUCUUUAGAAUAAUGAAAGUUCAGUGAGGUCAUAAGCCU
Eurypyga helias (sunbittern) is the source of this 1954-nucleotide messenger RNA. It is a transcript of the gene TXNDC11, whose product is annotated as thioredoxin domain containing 11. The transcript is spliced from 9 exons. The annotation marks the transcript as partial. The record is from RefSeq and is a predicted model, not a curated record. Lineage: Eukaryota; Metazoa; Chordata; Aves; Eurypygiformes; Eurypygidae.